Messenger RNA from Eremothecium gossypii ATCC 10895, 1263 nucleotides. RefSeq names its product H3 histone acetyltransferase RTT109 (gene RTT109). Gene Ontology annotation, biological process: DNA damage response. Bases 1 to 1263 code for a protein of 420 amino acids. Lineage: Eukaryota; Fungi; Ascomycota; Saccharomycetes; Saccharomycetales; Saccharomycetaceae. The record is from RefSeq and is marked provisional. Gene Ontology annotation, cellular component: nucleus. The transcript has a single exon. Gene Ontology annotation, molecular function: histone H3K56 acetyltransferase activity.
AUGGGACUCAAAGAGCUGCUCGCAGAAGCACUGCCGGCAGGGCACGACUUCGAUGUACUGCAUCUGCAGAGCCCAGCCACUGAGCGCCCCCCGCUGACCGAGGCAAGCGGCUGCUCACCGACCACCAUCGCCGCACAGCAUUUCUUCACACUCAGCAACAACUCCAAAGUGUUCUACGCGCUGCAAGUGGUCGUUUACAUCUGCAUUGAAGGUACCUCGGGGGACCGCAUGCUCUUCGUGUCGAAGGCAGAUACCAACGGCUACUGCGACGUCCGGGUCGAUGUGCGCCGCGCUACGCGCGCGCUGCUGCAGUUCCUGUUGAGCAUCGACCCUAGCCACUACCUGCAGCGCGUCCGCCGGAUGCGCAUCGAUCCCGCUGCCUGCAAGGGCCUCAUAACGCCGGCCACCAAUGCUGUCGACGCGCUGCGCAUACUCGCGCAGCGCUACCGCACGGGCAACCUCGACGUGCGAGCCGCCGCAGACCGCGCACGCUACACAAGCUUCCCGUGCCCCCCACAAUAUACCACCCGGCUCGCCCUCUUCACCCGCGCCGAGCCGCACUACCUCUUCUCAGAGUCCGCGCAGAACCCGGCCAAGCACGUGCUCCCUGGGGACCGCUUGCUGCGUUGGUGGCUGGCCUCUGUCGACGACCUACUGGUCACCCUAUUUGACCCAGCGACGGACGCCGCCCUGCUCAUCCCUGGUGAGGACUCCGCCGUCACCGCCCACUACCUGCGUCCCGUCCGCUUCCCGCGCUGGCGCGUGGGCCACGUCUUCGGCGGCUCCGCCGAAGACCCCGCCCUUACGCGCAUCCCGCGUUUCCCCGACGACCCCAAGGGCCGCUUCCUCGACGACCUGGCCCACGAGGGCCGCAACCCGUCCCUGCGCGCCUUCUGGACUGAGCUGGUCGCCAGACAGGAGUUCCGCCUCGGCGUCGUCGUCGGCGUCGUCGGCGCCGCCGGCCUCUACACGGGGCCCUGCGCGCGCCCAGCCCCCGAAGACCUGCUCUGUCCGGCCUCGCCAGCCGACUACGUCCACGUCAAGCACUACGUAACCGCCGAAGAAUACGCUACUGCGGCCGGCGCCUCCGAGGCCCAUCGCAACCUCGUAGACUGUCUUCUUCUGCGCUACGGUGUGGCGAUGCCGCGUGUCCGUGGCGCACACAGCACCACUCCGCGCCCCGCGCCAACACAAGAUGCCACAAAGAGGCCCGCAGUCAACGACCUAACCGCCCGCUGCGUCCGCAAGAAGCCGCGCUGCUAG